Lactuca sativa (garden lettuce) is the source of this 2728-nucleotide messenger RNA. RefSeq lists its product as uncharacterized. The record is from RefSeq and is a predicted model, not a curated record. NCBI's taxonomy places the organism in Eukaryota, Viridiplantae, Streptophyta, Magnoliopsida, Asterales, Asteraceae. Gene Ontology annotation, biological process: regulation of monopolar cell growth.
UCUCUCCUCACAACCACUUGGUUCACCCUCCAAAGUAAUAGCAUAAAGCGAGAGAGACUUGCAGAUAAAAGCUCAAAAAGUCAUGGAGAAAACCGUGAGACUCAAAACUGUCAAUGUAUUGUGAAGCAUUAACCUAUUCUUACCUACUCUGCAUGUUUGUGUGUGACUGAGAGACAGCCGGAGAUAUUACCGGACGGUGGUCGACGGUGAAGAAUGGCCGGGUUGGUUCAAGAUCGGAAUGGAGAAAAACGGAUGGACAAGCAGAUUGGUUGCAUGUCCGGUUUCCUUCAGAUCUUUGAUCGCCAACAGAUUUUGGCCGGCAAACGCAUCCACUCCACCAAGCGCCUCCCUCCUUCCUCCGGAGUCCCUGCAUCAUCGGAGACGGUGAGCUCCGUUAAGUCGCCGGUGUUUUCUGGAGAGGUAGGAAAGACUGAGCCACAGAAACAUGCGGUGGUGGUACCAGCAAGUCCAAACAGUUCUCAAUCGUCCGUGGAGGGGAAUGCGAAAGUCCGCCCGAUAGCAAUGCCGGAGAUAUCACAGCUGUUGGUUCCGAGAGAGGUCCGUAUGAACAAUGCAGUUGCAUCAGUCAAUGGUGCCAAUUGUAAUAGCAAGGUUGCCGAAGGCGAUGACAAGCAACGGCGAUCCCCCAGCGUCAUUGCGAGACUCAUGGGACUCGAGCCAUUGUCAUCUUCCGAUCAGAAAAGUUCACAGCCCGUUACAAAACUGACGCUACGGAGAUCUGCUUCGGAAUCUACGGAUUCAAGAGAUCUGGUUCGCUCAAAAUACAUCGACGGCACCAAUUUCCAGGUGAAACUGCCGAAUCAUUCCCAAAAGAGAACUGUAGAAACUAUUGUUACAGAUGAAGGGAGAAAUGUAGGUAACAGAGACUCGUCAAAUGGUAGUGCCAUGAAAUCAAUGCGAAAUGCAUCGGGAAAUCCGAAGUCUGAAUCUCCUAGAACGUCUCCAUGGAGGUCGUCUCAGCAAAAGAGAAGCUUCUUUGAUUCAGCGGAUUUUUUCCCGGAGCCAAAUCAGAUGACGGUGUCGAUGCAUGGGGAUUUCGAGAAGAAAUUGAAGAUGAGAGGGAUGGAUGAACAGUCCAAUGAUCUAGGCACAUUGAAACAAAUUCUUGAGGUUUUGCAACUUAAAGGUCUUUUGCGUUCUACCAGACCUCCAAUUAGAGACCACCAGCAAAAUUUCGUCUUCGAUCGGAAUCUGCCUUCCGACGAAUCCAGCAUAAUCCUCAUGAAACCUUCGCGUUCGGCAGUCUCAAAAGUUGAUAAACAGAGAUCUGCAGAUGAUUCUCGAGGACCGCGUAGAUAUGCUACCGAAAUUUCUCCGUCCAUUAGUCCAAAACGGGAAGGUGGAGCUGUUGAUCGGACCGGGAGGAGUCCGGUGAGAGCUAGAAACUCUUCGCCCACUCGAAUCGAGAGUAACUUAAAGAGUUGUAAUUCAAUUGUGAAAAGGAGACCAUUAAGCAUUGAAAUCCAAAAAAGAGCAAAUGAUUCCUCCGAUUCACUUCGAACCACGCCAAUUAAUUCUCCCAAACUUACACCUAAAAGAAACCAUUCCUCAACUAACAGGUCUCCAAUACACCAGAAACCGAUGGAAUCAUCCUCGUUUAAUUCUCCAAAGCAACGGAUCAUCAAAAACGUAGUUACGGACGACGAAUCAUCCUCCAUUUCUGAAAGCACCUUCAGUACACCUUCAACAACCGAUACAGAGAGAUCCAAAUGGGAGGGACUCAGAGAAGGAAGAAGUUCGUUACAUAAAUAUGACAAGUUGCAACAUAGCGUAGGUAAGAUGAACAGUGCCACUGAGUCACCGCCGAUUUCAACCACAGUUCUACCGAGUCCGGUGUCGGUCCUUGACUCGGGAUUUGACAAGGACGAGUCGUCGUCUCCUUCACACAGCAUUGAUUACAAAGCAACUCUAGCCGUUGAUUUUGAAGAGGGUAGUUGGAGCUCUUCAAUAUUGGAGACGAAAUCAACAGAACACCAAGAAUUCAUAUCGGAUGACUCUGAUUUCAUCUACAUUUCUGAGAUACUUGGAGCAUCGUAUUCGCAACACCUUCAGGAAGAUUCCAAUGUCUUCUUCUCGAUCGAGAAACAGCUAUACAAUACCAAAGACACAUCGAAGGUCUCUAAACGCCAACGAAAGCUCGUGUUCGACGUAAUCGUCGAAAUCCUUGAGAAAAGUAGACAGUUUCCGCCAUGGAAGAAGGUGGUUUCGUUUACAGAUUCCGGUAUGUCUCUAAAACAGAUAUGGUCUGAAUUUCAGAAAAUCCGAGAGAUAAACACUGGCGAUGGCCUAUUGGAAUUGAUUACCGGUGUUUUAAGGAAAGAUAUCGUCGGAAUCAAUGAUUGGGAAGAUUAUCCGAUCGAGACGUCGGAAACGAUACUGGACAUCGAACGGAUGAUCUUCAAGGAUUUGGUGAACGAAGCAAUCGGAGAUCUAUCUGAAUUUUCCGGCAGAUCUAUGUUUUUGAGACCUCAAAGGAAACUAGUUUUUUAAAGCUUCAGAAAUUAGUUUAAUCUAAUAAUUUUCAUGCUCUUUUUCUCAUUUAAGAUAUAAUUUUAUUCCUUAAUUUUGUUUUUUUGGUUAGUUUUGUUAAACCACCUACCUUUGUAACUAGUACUGUAUUUGAUGCUUACUUUUGUUUAUUAGUGUAACUAUAGAAAUCUUGAAAGAAACAUUAUACUUAGAAAUAUGAACAUGUUCGCUUCCUGUC